AUGAUUUCUCUUGUUAUUUUAUUGAUUGCAAUUGGAAUUGGAUCAUUUCUUUAUUUAACAAUUGAUACAGAUUUCGAAGCACAACCUGGAAUGGUUCGUACUGCUGGUUCACCAAGAGAAUUUUCAUCUGAUGAUAUUGGUCGAAUAAUUAAUACUGCUCGUCAAGCAUGGUCAAUUGUUGAUCAAAAUCGUGCUGUUGUCGAUAUUCAAACAUCUUAUAGUAAUGUUCUUCCUUCUCAUAUAACUGAUCCAUUUGAACUUCAAAGUUGGUCAUCACCACCAGCUUCUCAUUCAUAUACUGUUAAAGUUUACAAUCGAUUAAAACAAUGUGUACUUCAAUUUACUUAUUCACUUCAAUUCACUUAUGGUGGAUCAUUAGAUGGAAAAGUCGCAUGGGCUUAUGUAUUCAAUGCAAGUGUUCAUGUUGUGUCUGUGUAUAAUGUUGGUACACGAGAUGAACCAAUUGCUGCUGCUCAUAUUGAAUUACGUUAUCGAUUAGCUGGAUUGAAUACAGUGGAAAGAACUGAAUCUUUUCAUGUUCGUGGUGAUGGACAAUAUGCACAUUUAAACAAUUGA
Molecule: messenger RNA, 576 nt
Organism: Adineta ricciae
Lineage: Eukaryota; Metazoa; Rotifera; Eurotatoria; Adinetida; Adinetidae
Source: the annotation of a GenBank genome assembly